Molecule: messenger RNA, 791 nt
Organism: Manacus vitellinus (golden-collared manakin)
Lineage: Eukaryota; Metazoa; Chordata; Aves; Passeriformes; Pipridae
Product: BCL2/adenovirus E1B 19 kDa protein-interacting protein 3-like
Exons: 5
Biological process (GO): mitochondrial outer membrane permeabilization; positive regulation of apoptotic process
Cellular component (GO): nucleus; mitochondrial envelope; mitochondrial outer membrane
Source: RefSeq, a predicted model, not a curated record
UGCCACGCUGACGUGGAGCGGAUGCUGCUGGAAGCCCAGCUAGAGACGGAGAGCGGGGACGGGGCCCUGCUCGUGCUGGACGCUCCAGCCUGGAAUGACGGUGGAGCUGGGCAGGCGAGCGAGCAGUCAGGGGAGAGCGAGGUCCUUCCUGCACACAGCCAGCCCCCACAGGGCUGCCCCCACCCCCAGCAGGGGGAUACGCUGGAGGAAACCAAGCGGAGACAGCGACUCCUGCCAGCGUCCCUGGGCUGGGCCUGUACCCGCUGCCCCCGGUACCUGUCUCCAAAGGAAUUUGCCUUUGUGUGCUCCCCCCAGCCUGUGCUGUGGAGCCUGCAGGGAGGUGCAGUGGGGAGGAAGAAGAGACUUUUCAGUUCAGAGCUGCUGCUGCUCUUCAUCCCCUCGCUGCUGCUCAGCCACCUCCUGACCCUGGGGCUGGGGAUCUACAUUGGGAAGCACCUGGCAGCCACCUCGGCCAACCCCCUGUGAGGAGCCCUGUGCUGCCCCGCUCGGUGUGCAGGGGGAGCCCGGCACCCGCACAGCCCGACCGCUCCCAGGCUCCGUGUCUGUGGCACGAGGUGCCUCCCCGUGUACCUCCUGUAGCCCCCGCCCUGGGAGCUGAUCCCCCUCUCCCACGUAGACAGGAACCUGCUGACAGCAGCACCCAGCCGCAGGCAGCCCCUGCCCUCCCCAGCCCCUGGUUACGGGUCCAGGUCCCCUGUAACACAGACUGUAAAUAUGACUGAGCCCAUGUCAAUAAAGAGCCCUGUUCCAGCUUGGGGGCCCAGCAGUGA